Messenger RNA from Histoplasma capsulatum G186AR, 627 nucleotides. RefSeq lists its product as uncharacterized. Bases 1 to 627 code for a protein of 208 amino acids. Lineage: Eukaryota; Fungi; Ascomycota; Eurotiomycetes; Onygenales; Ajellomycetaceae. The record is from RefSeq and is a predicted model, not a curated record. The transcript has a single exon.
AUGGAUGCGCUACGACGCCUAGCCGCCCGCGGUAACGACAAUGACAACGACAACAACGACAAUGGCGGCCUAACCUCUUCAACCGUAGACCUCCUCAUCUCCCUCCUUGUCCUAAUCCUCCUCUCCCUUGCCCUCAUCGGCUCCUACCUCGUCAUUCGCCGCAAACGUCAACGGGAACAGUCUCAACUCCCGCUCUACCACCACAAAAACCGCGGCCGCGGCCGUGGCCUCACCAUCUCCGCCUCAAACAGAGACUCCGUCUUCGUCAUCGACGAGAAGGGCUCGAAUCCAAACCACUCGCCGUCCUCGCUAAGCCCUCCACACAGCCCCGUGCCGGAAAUCCGCAUCACGUUCCCUGAAGAGGAAGAUGCGACCGGGAAGCGGAUGAGUGGGCGUGUGGUCGUUGUGCGCAUCAGUGAGAAGGGCGGCAUUGGGUUGGAGCCCUUGGAUGAGGGGCGCAAGGAUGGGGCCUACCAGGGGCGUGGCGGUGCGGAGGAGACAGAGGAGUUCUUGCCGCCGUAUCAGCGUCAGGCGGGCGGGAAUGAGAACGAGAGGUUUCAGAGCCUUGAUUUGGAGAGGAUGGGCGGGCUGAAGGAGAAGGAGCUGGAUGAGAAGAGGUGGUCGUAG